UGAAGCUAAAGAAGUUAUGGGAGAAAAAAAAGCAGAACCAAAACCAGCAACUGCCCCACGCUCUUCUGGGGGAGCAAGUGGUGGUGGAGGAAAACGCCGGGGCAAGAAGGACGAUUCCCACUGGUGGUCCAGGUUCCAGAAGGGUGACUUUCCGUGGGACGACAAGGACUUCAGGUUGUACUUCCUCUGGACCGCUCUGUUUUGGGGUGGAGUCACGCUAUACAUCUUGUUCAAGCGCUCCGGGAGAGAAAUCACUUGGAAGGACUUUGUCAAUAACUAUCUCUCGAAAGGCGUGGUAGACAGACUGGAAGUCGUCAACAAGCGUUUCGUUCGAGUGACUUUCAUACCAGGAAAGACUCCAGUCGAUGGGCAAUAUGUCUGGUUUAAUAUUGGCAGUGUAGACGCCUUUGAGCGGAAUCUGGAAACUUUACAGCAAGAGCUGGGCAUAGAAGGGGAAGACCGGGUGCCUGUUGUCUACGUUACUGAAAGCGAUGGCUCCUUUCUGCUGAGCAUGCUGCCCACGGUCCUCAUCAUCACCUUUCUGCUCUACACCAUACGGAGAGGCCCUGCUGGCAUCGGCCGGGGUGGCCGGGGCGUGGGUGGGCUCUUCAGUGUCGGAGAGACCACGGCCAAGGUGCUGAAGGACGAGAUAGACGUCAAGUUCAAGGAUGUGGCUGGCUGUGAGGAGGCCAAGCUAGAGAUCAUGGAGUUCGUGAACUUCUUGAAAAACCCAAAGCAGUAUCAAGACCUAGGAGCCAAAAUCCCAAAGGGUGCCAUUCUCACGGGUCCUCCCGGCACCGGGAAGACUCUGCUGGCCAAGGCCACGGCAGGUGAGGCCAAUGUGCCCUUCAUCACCGUCAGUGGGUCCGAGUUCCUCGAGAUGUUUGUUGGUGUGGGCCCAGCUCGGGUUCGAGACCUGUUUGCCCUUGCCCGGAAGAAUGCCCCUUGCAUCCUCUUCAUUGACGAGAUCGACGCAGUGGGCAGGAAAAGGGGCCGCGGCAACUUCGGCGGGCAGAGCGAGCAGGAGAACACGCUCAACCAGCUGCUGGUGGAGAUGGACGGUUUUAACACGACAACGAACGUGGUCAUCUUGGCAGGCACCAACCGGCCGGACAUUUUGGACCCGGCGCUGCUGCGGCCCGGCCGCUUCGACCGGCAGAUCUUCAUCGGACCCCCGGACAUAAAAGGAAGAGCCUCCAUCUUCAAAGUUCACCUCCGGCCCCUGAAGCUGGACACUGCCCUGGAGAAGGAAAAGCUGGCCCGGAAGCUGGCGUCCCUGACGCCGGGGUUUUCAGGAGCCGAUGUGGCCAACGUGUGUAACGAAGCUGCCUUGAUCGCGGCACGGCACCUUUCAGACUCCAUAAAUGAGAAGCAUUUCGAGCAGGCCAUCGAGCGAGUGAUUGGCGGCUUGGAGAAGAAAACCCAGGUCCUGCAGCCUGAGGAGAAGAAGACAGUGGCAUACCAUGAAGCAGGCCACGCAGUCGCCGGCUGGUACCUGGAGCAUGCAGACCCUCUCCUAAAGGUGUCCAUCAUCCCCCGUGGCAAAGGGCUAGGCUACGCCCAGUACCUGCCAAAGGAGCAGUACCUGUACACCAAGGAGCAGCUCCUGGACCGGAUGUGCAUGACCCUGGGUGGCAGAGUCUCUGAGGAGAUCUUCUUUGGGAGGAUCACCACCGGUGCCCAGGACGACCUGCGGAAGGUCACACAGAGCGCCUAUGCCCAGAUCGUGCAGUUCGGCAUGAACGAGAAGGUCGGGCAGAUCUCCUUCGACCUCCCACGCCAGGGCGACAUGGUGCUGGAGAAGCCGUACAGCGAGGCCACUGCCAGGCUCAUUGACGACGAGGUGCGGAUCCUGAUCAGUGAGGCCUACAAGAGAACUGUGGCUCUCCUCACAGAGAAGAAGGCUGAUGUGGAGAAGGUUGCACUUCUGCUGUUAGAGAAAGAAGUUUUAGACAAGAACGACAUGGUCACACUCCUGGGCCCCAGACCAUUUGCAGAAAAAUCCACGUAUGAAGAAUUUGUGGAGGGAACGGGCAGCUUGGAUGAGGACACCUCACUGCCGGAGGGCCUGAAGGACUGGAACAAAGAGCGGGAGAAGGAGGAGGAGCCCCCGGACCAGAAGGGCGCCAGCCAGAUGCAGACGGGUCCGAGGCAGCCACUGUAGCCUGCCCGCGGUGUCUGACGCUCCAGCUCUGGCUGGCGAGAGGGCAACCCGGGCGCCGCCGACCCACCUUGCUGUGAAGUCGCGCCUGGGAUCGGCGAUUUCCAGGAGCCCCGAGGAGCCUGGCGGACCCCCGCGUGGAGCAGUGGGCAGGCGCUGCCCGCCGAGGGUCUGGGAGCAGCAGCGGGCAGUGCCUGUGGAGGAAGGUUUUUCCCGCCUUCUCUCUUCAUUCCUGGUUCUCUUCAGUUUCUCUCUGCAGACGGGCUGUGGAAUUAAACUGGAGUCGCGAUGAGAAUAUUUUGAUUUAAUUAAUAUUUUACUGUUUCAGUGAAUGGUUUUCUGUAGAGAGCUGUACCAUAUUUAAAAUGUGAACGUAUUGUGUACAUAUGGCUUCUUUACAUCAGAAAUAAAUGCGAACACGGUAUUUUUUUCCCUGAACAUAACGCAGGCUACCAGUUAUGCUCCGGUACAUCGGAAGAAACAUGAUCUCUAGAAUCUCAGUGUGGCAGGACCAUCUGCUGUCACAUCCUGGUGUGACGUGUGGGUCCCAGGAGCCAGGUCCCUGCUGGGCCGGCCAUGGGCACCAUGUGGGCCUAGAAGUUCAUCUGUGGCCACAGCUGCCUCAUGGGCUCUGUCCCUCACCAUCGCCUGGACUACAGGUAGUCUAGCUGGUACCACAGCUAUGGAUCCAGAGGCACCAGUCUGCCAGGGCAGGUCAGCCUCAAAGGUGUGAGGAAGCUGUGCCAAGUCUUGAAGCACUGUCGCUGGACGGGGAGGUACCGUCACAUUGGCACCUUUAACUGCGUGCGUUAGCUCCCUCCCUGGGUGGUACCCAGCUCUCUCUGUAUCCUGGUGCCUUCAGGCUUAACGGUGGGCUGCAGGUGGCCCCAGGCCGCAAGUGCUCCCUCCCAGCUGGCUUCUCAGGGCCGUGUGGACCCCAAGCCCAGCUCAUGUUGUACAGAACAGGGUCCUUCGCCCAGCCCCUGGCCCAUGUCCCCAUCGUGUCUGGGACCUUGCAGCAGGGAUGGUGCUCCUCUGCAGUCCCUGUCCCUAGCAGCAGCCUGUGAGGCAGCUGGGUGGAGACCACGUAGUAGGGCGUUUGGUGUCUCCUCACUGCGAGAGCAGCUGCUGGCAGGCCGCGGUGCCGGUGGGUGAGGUGAGGGUAAGGAAGGAGCAACGAGCUGACAGGACAUCGUGGUGGCAGACAACGGGCUGGGCCUCCCUACCGGUGCCCGGGUAGCGGUGCACACACACAGCAGCGGUGAGCGGGUGAGAGGUCCGUGCCCUCCUGUGUCACGCUGCUGUGUGUGGCAAGUUUGAGUCUGCCUGGAUAGUUCCCAAAGGGCAGCCUUGGGCUGCUGGGCCUGCUGUGGCUGCACCCCGCUGUUCUCAGCACACAGAUGGGCGAGGCUGGGCUGCCUGCAGCCUUCCCGUGGGAGGAGGCCCUGAGGUAGGGCCACUCGGCCUGGGAGGGCUGUCCAGUCUGCCUGGGGACCCUAAGGGCUGCCGUGGCAGGGCGCAGCUGGCUGUGGAGAUGCCGGGGCUCACCCUCACUGCUGCCUGGCUG
This is a messenger RNA of Fukomys damarensis (Damara mole-rat), 3728 nucleotides long. It is a transcript of the gene Afg3l2, whose product is annotated as AFG3 like matrix AAA peptidase subunit 2. Gene Ontology annotation, molecular function: ATP hydrolysis activity; ATP-dependent peptidase activity; ATP binding. Bases 17 to 2164 code for a protein of 715 amino acids. NCBI's taxonomy places the organism in Eukaryota, Metazoa, Chordata, Mammalia, Rodentia, Bathyergidae. The transcript has 15 exons. Gene Ontology annotation, biological process: mitochondrial protein processing; protein-containing complex assembly. Gene Ontology annotation, cellular component: membrane; m-AAA complex. The record is from RefSeq and is a predicted model, not a curated record.